CACCGCGGUUCGCCGUCGCAAUCGUCGUCGUCGUCACUCGUCGUCGUCGUCACUCGUCACUCGUCGUCGCAACGGCAGCACAACGCUAUUACUCACCCCGGGCAACAGCAGUAAGUGAGCAGAUACCGCAAAGCGGACAAGAAUCGAUCGUGCGCACACCCGGACGACGGCGACAACUGCAGCGAAGCACGUACGACCAGACGACACUACUGGACAAAAGAAAAAAUAUUUUGUUACAACAGCUCUACCUAAAUCCAACCUGCAUUUAUCACAUUCUACUGAUAUUUCAAACAACCUUAAGAAAUUUGCUGCAAGGACAAUUAUAUCAAGUCAUCAUCUUAGUUUAAUGUACUAAGUUAUACCAACCUUUUUUCAAGACUUAAUUUCAACAACGCACACUAAACACAAAUAUGUCUUCUUGGCAAGAUUAUGUUGACAAACACCUUAUAGCUUCUCGAUGCGUUACCAAAGCCGCUAUCUCAGGUCAUGAUGGUACUGUAUGGGCCACUUCAGAUGGAUUUAAUGUUUCUAAGGAAGAACUUAGCAGACUAAUUGCUGGUUUUGAAAACCAAAAUGUUUUGGCUGCUUCAGGCGUAACGUUAGCUGGCAGUAGGUACAUUUAUUUGUCUGGUACUGAUAAAGUCAUUAGAGCAAAGCUGGGUAAAGUGGGCGCACACUGCGUGAAGACCCAACAGGCUGUUGUUGUUUCAUUAUAUGAAGACCCUAUUCAACCACAACAAGCUGCCUCUGUUGUUGAAAAGCUUGGCGAUCAUUUGGUUGCCCAUGGAUACUGAACAUGAAUUACAAAAACGAUUAAUGUGCUUCAAAAAUAGAAGAAAAAAAAAUUCAAAAUUCAGAUUAUCAAGAACAACUAAAAAUCAUAUGAUAUGGCAUUUAAUAUAUUACAUUAAAAUAACCAAAUCUCAAUUACACCCAUUAAAAUAAAUGUUUAUAAUUUUGGGAGAAAUAUAUUAGGUAUAUAUUAUUAUUUUAUUUUUACUUUUUAUUUAUUUUUUAAUGGAAUACCAAACAACUAUUUCAUUAUCUUUUAUUAUAUUUUAUUUCUGAUAAGAUUUUGAUCCGCUGCUUGGGAACUAUAGAUUUGUUUAACAUUAUUAUUGUUGUAUACAAGUCUCAGAUAUUAUUAUUACUACCUAAUAAAAUUAUCUUCAUAACCUUAAAAGUGGUUAACAAACUUAGUGAAUAUUGUCUAUAAAUUACAAAUUGAUUAUCGGCUAUUGCUAAUAGUCAUAUUAUGUAUGAUUUAAUUUAAAUAUCAUCAAUUUUUUUUUAGACACCCUUGAUUCAUGUUUAUAUUUUUCUACUAUUAUAUACAAAUUUAAUUUAAAAAGAAAAUCAUAUUUUCUUUAUUUUUAAUGUUUUUGCUUUAUACUUGUUAUGAUUUGCACUUUUUACUGUUUCAUUUAGAAACAGUACCUAUAUAGUUAGAUAUUUAUACAAAAAUCCAUGACUUGAACGAAAAAAUAGUACGUACCUAACAAUUAAGUGUUUUGUAAUUUGUUUAAUAUUUAAUUGGCUGUGUGGUAUCUUUAUUUAUGUUUAUUAAUUAUUUGUAAAAAUUUCUAUGAGCAAUAAUAAACGUAUAGCUUUUUAUACCAAUUUACGUUCCCGUGGCUACCAAGUAAAAUAAUUAUGAAAAAAAUAUUGUAUUGUAUAAUAUAUUGUCAAAUAUUUUUUUUAUUAUAACCAACCAAUAAACAAAUAUUUAUAGAACA
Molecule: messenger RNA, 1736 nt
Organism: Myzus persicae (green peach aphid)
Lineage: Eukaryota; Metazoa; Arthropoda; Insecta; Hemiptera; Aphididae
Product: profilin-like
Exons: 3
Coding region: 411-794 (127 amino acids)
Cellular component (GO): cell cortex
Molecular function (GO): actin monomer binding
Source: RefSeq, a predicted model, not a curated record